Molecule: messenger RNA, 1131 nt
Organism: Penicillium diatomitis
Lineage: Eukaryota; Fungi; Ascomycota; Eurotiomycetes; Eurotiales; Aspergillaceae
Exons: 4
Coding region: 1-1131 (376 amino acids)
Source: RefSeq, a predicted model, not a curated record
AUGACAAUGCAGCCAAUGCCCGAUGGCCGCAGCAAGGCCAUUUUCAUCGUCACUACCGUCUUUCUGGGACUCUCCUUCAUUGCCGUGUGCUUGCGAUGUUUUGUUCGACUUAAACUCGUCAAGGCCUUUGGCUGGGACGACUGUCUGAUGGUGUUUGCAAUGUUGCUGAAUAUUCUGUUUGCACUGUGCGGAAUCACCGGCGCAUUCUAUGGCAUGGGUCAGAGAUCCUUGGCCCUGAUGCAGCGAGGGACGAUGGAAACCGCCAUGUUUUGGUGGUGGCUCGGCCAGACGAGUUACGUCUGGGUAUGCGCCGUUGCCAAGAUCUCCAUUGCCGUCGCGCUCCUGCGCCUGACCGUCAUUCGAAUCCACACGCUCAUUCUCUGGGGCGUCAUUGCCGUCACAACGGUCGUGGGUCUCGUCUUCUGGCUGAUGCUGACGCUACAAUGCCAACCAAUCUCGUUUUUCUGGCAGCAGGUUCGCCUGGAGAUUGAUCCGACCUCCCCCGUCCAUGGCCACUGUCUGAAUCUGGAUAUCAUCAUCGACAUGGCCUAUGUCUACAGUGUGACCGCCACGCUCUGCGAUCUCACCCUGGGUCUUCUUCCCAUCUUCCUGGUGUGGAAUCUACAUAUGAACGUGCGGACCAAGGCCGCUUUGGCUGGGAUUUUGGGCAUGGGAUGUGUUGCUAGUGCUGCAGUCAUUGUCCGCAUUCCUUUUCUUCAUGAUUAUAAGGAUCCCGAUUUCCUAUAUGCAACCACCGACAUCUCCAUCUGGUCCAACGUCGAGGCCAGUCUCGGCAUCGCCGCCGGCAGUCUCGUCACCCUCCGCCCUCUCUUCCGCUGGUUCCGCGACACCAGCUACGGAGGGAGUCGCAGCAAGCGUACCGGAGGCAGCAUGCCCCUUUCGAGCGUGAACGCGCUUCGUUCCGAUCACUCCACCCCGCGAUACUGGCGCCCAGAUCUGGACCCAGAGGAUACCCGCGCCGUCGUCACGACGAUCCCCACCUCCACAGUCAAGAAUGGUAGUCGCACCAGCAGUCAGGAGGAUUUGAAUCCGAAGAAUAAUGACGGAGGGACUUUCUUCCAGGGCGUCAAUGUGCACAAGACGUUUUAUGUGUCGGGAAAUGAGCAUUAA